This is a messenger RNA of Ananas comosus (pineapple), 1241 nucleotides long. RefSeq names its product COP9 signalosome complex subunit 6a. The transcript has 9 exons. The coding region runs from base 1 to 969 and encodes 322 amino acids. Gene Ontology annotation, cellular component: COP9 signalosome. NCBI's taxonomy places the organism in Eukaryota, Viridiplantae, Streptophyta, Magnoliopsida, Poales, Bromeliaceae. The record is from RefSeq and is a predicted model, not a curated record. Gene Ontology annotation, molecular function: protein binding; metallopeptidase activity. Gene Ontology annotation, biological process: protein deneddylation.
AUGGCGUCGUCCUCAAGCAGUGGGCUUACCUUCAAGCUCCACCCUCUCGUGAUCCUCAACAUCUCCGACCACCACACCCGCGUCAAGGCCCAGAACCAGCACCUCUCCUCCGCCUCAGCCUCUUCCGCCGCCGCCAACGGCGGCGACGCCGCGACCGCCGCCGCAGCACUGCCUCCUCUGCCGCGCGUCUUCGGGUGCGUCAUCGGCGUCCAGCGCGGCCGCACCGUCGAGAUCUUCAACAGCUUCGAGCUCCUAUACGACCCCCACUCCCACACCCUCGAUCGCUGCUUCCUCGAGAAGAAACAAGAACUCUAUAAAAAGGUUUUCCCGAACUACUACAUAUUGGGGUGGUAUUCAACGGGGACUGAUGCACAGGAGUCGGAUAUGCAGAUCCACAGAGCUCUGAUGGAUAUAAAUGAAAGCCCGGUUUAUGUUGUGUUGAAUCCUUCCAUCAACCACUCGCAAAAAGACCUACCUGUGACUAUCUAUGAAAGUGAGUUGCAUGUCAUUGAUGGGAUUCCACAACUCAUCUUUGUCCGAGCAAAUUACACAAUUGAGACUGUAGAGGCAGAGAGAAUUUCAGUUGAUCAUGUAGCACAUCUUAAACCAUCUGAUGGGGGCUCAGCUGCAACUCAAUUGGCAGCUCAUCUUACUAGCAUCCAUAGUGCCAUCAAGAUGCUAAAUAGCAGGAUCAAAAUAGUUCAUCAACAUCUUCUUGCCAUGCAAAGAGGUGAAAUUCCUUGCGAUAACUCACUUCUAAGGCAAGUUUCAAGCCUUUUGAGGAGAUUGCCAGCCAUGGAGUCUGAGAAAUUUCAGGAUGAGUUUCUUACGGAAUUUAAUGACACACUUCUGAUGACUUAUCUUGCCAUGUUAACCAACUGUUCCAGUACGAUGAGCGAGCUGGUUGAUAAGUUCAACGUAACCUAUGACAGGCACAGCCGAAGAGGAGGCCGAACGGCUUUCAUAUAAAUUGCAUAGUGGUUUUUAUGAUGCAUUGUUAGCUUAAGAAUUGAAUUAGUUCACUUCUGUAGAGUCUCGUCUUCUGCUCCCCCCCUCUUCUUUUUCUGUUUUCUUUGUUGCAGUCACACCGUAUAGAACAGUUGAUCCAUUGGUGUUGAACUUUGUUGAGUUCAUUUUCUGUGGUCGAGGAUUGAUCUCACAAUACGUGAAUUCUGAUAUCUCUUUUGUGCCAAAAUUAAGAGUAUUAUUGUAUCUUUAUUUAGUGAUUGACUUUUAUUCUU